AAAACCAUUUCAUAAUGAAAACAUUGUUGAUAUUUGCAGCUAUUUUAGCUGUGGCUUUUGGACGUCAAGGUUUCGGUUCUACCGACCAAGAAUGGGGUUUUGUUGAUGUAAGAGAAGAUGCCCACAUAUUCUACUGGUUAUACUAUACAACUGCUCUAGUAGCAAAUGUUACUGAGAAACCAUUGGUUAUUUGGCUUCAAGGUGGUCCAGGAGCAUCUGGUACUGGAUACGGAAAUUUUGCAGAACUUGGUCCGCUGGAUGUCGAUUUAAACCCCAGAAACCACACAUGGAUCAGAAACUACAACGUCUUGUUCGUCGACAAUCCAGUUGGAACAGGAUUCAGUUAUGUGGAAAAUAACGCAUAUGCUACUACCAAUCGCCAAAUAGCCACUGACUUUUUGGCAUUUUUGAAAGGAUUCUACGCACAAAAUCCAAUUUUCCUAGAGUCGGAUUUAUUUAUUUUCUGUGAAUCUUACGGUGGAAAAAUGACGGCUGAAAUAGCUCUCGUUCUUGAUCAAGCAAUUAAAGCUGGCGAACUUGACAUUUCGUUCAAAGGUGUUGGAUUAGGAGAUUCCUGGAUUUCGCCAAUUGAUUCAGUUCUCACAUGGGCUCCAUAUCUAUUAAAUUUGGGUUUCAUUGACCAAAACGGCUACAAUGAAAUUGAAAAGGUAGCAAAUGCAACCAGAGAAGCCCUAAAUGCUGGAAAAUAUCAAGAGGCAACCAAUUUAUGGGGUGAAACUGAAUCCGCCGUUAUGGAUGCUGCUUACGAAGUUGACUUCUAUAACGUUUUGAAAAAAAUUGAAAGGGGCACGGGACGUAAACUUCAUGAAUUGUUCAAACCAACAUCACAAUUAAGAGACGAAGACGAUGAGAAAAUCGACGUCAUUAUGAACGGAGCUGUAAGAGAAGCUUUAAACAUUUCCAGGCCUUGGGGAACUCAAAGUGGAAAAGUAUUUAGCUACCUCGCCGGAGAUUUCAUGAAACCAGUUACUCACGUCGUUGAACGAUUGCUCAACGAAACGUCGCUCAUAGUGGCGGUAUACAAUGGCCAAUUGGAUUUGAUUGUAGAUACGCCCGGACAAGUAAAAUGGGUUGAUGAGUUACGUUGGGAAGGUUCCGAGAUCUGGAAAGUGGCAGGAAGACAACCAAUCGUAGUUGACGGUAUGAUUGAAGGUUUCGUUAAAGGAGUACAAACAUUGACGUUUUACUGGAUUAACAGAGCUGGUCACAUGGUUCCAGCUGACAAUCCUCCAGCAAUGAAUUACAUCCUUAAACAUGUUACUCAGCACAGGUGUUAAAUGUAAAUUUUCAAUUUUUUGUUCCUUUUCUUAAUAAACUUGAUAAAAAACAUUGUUCGUUAUUAAAAGAAAGAAUAAAAUUUACUGAAAAAUA
Molecule: messenger RNA, 1392 nt
Organism: Aethina tumida (small hive beetle)
Lineage: Eukaryota; Metazoa; Arthropoda; Insecta; Coleoptera; Nitidulidae
Product: retinoid-inducible serine carboxypeptidase
Exons: 9
Coding region: 15-1298 (427 amino acids)
Biological process (GO): proteolysis
Molecular function (GO): serine-type carboxypeptidase activity
Source: RefSeq, a predicted model, not a curated record